AUUGUGAGAAGUGUAAGAACUUCUUCAUUGACAGCUGUGGUGUGCAAGGGACCUCUACAUUUGUAAAAGACAGUGCAAUGGACAAAGGUUCAGGCAUCCCUGCAGCUGGACUUGGAGUGUGGAAUGAGGAAUGUGAUCUGCUGGUGGGCCUGCACUUUGGCCCUUAUGAGGGCCAGAUCACAGAAGAUAAAGACACAGCCAGCAAUGGAUACUCCUUGCUGAUCACCAAAGGGAGAAAGUGCUAUGAGUAUGUGGAUGGAAAGGAUACAUCUCAGGCCAACUGGAUGUGGUAUGUGAACUGUGCCCCAAAUGGUGAAGAACAGAACCUGGUGGCCUUUCAAUAUCACAGGCAGAUUUUCUACUGAACCUGCAAGGUCAUUAAGGCGGGCUGUGAGCUGCUGGUCUGGUAUGGGGAAGAAUAUGGCCAGGUGCUGGGCAUCAAGUGGGGCAGGAAGUGGAAAAAAGAUCUUGAAGUUGGGAGAG
Molecule: messenger RNA, 483 nt
Organism: Myotis brandtii (Brandt's bat)
Lineage: Eukaryota; Metazoa; Chordata; Mammalia; Chiroptera; Vespertilionidae
Product: histone-lysine N-methyltransferase PRDM9-like
Exons: 4
Biological process (GO): positive regulation of reciprocal meiotic recombination
Cellular component (GO): nucleus
Molecular function (GO): protein binding; recombination hotspot binding; histone H3K36 methyltransferase activity
Source: RefSeq, a predicted model, not a curated record